ACGGCAGCCCCAGUGAUGCAUUCCACCGACUCCUGCUGAAGUUACCUGACUGAGAAUUUUUCGACUCUUCGGUGAAGAAAGAAAAGGCGAAAACACUGGGAAAUCGAGAGGGGGAGGGUGCCACUCGUAUACACCCGGGCAUGCCAGUCUGGUUUCUGUGAUCCAGACCUAGACACCCAGCAGAAGCCCCCUCAAGUUCUUCCUGCUGCACCUUCAGUGUCUCCUGACUUGUUUUCCCCUCAGUUAAGGCCUUGUGAAAGGUGGACGGGCCAACCCUGUACCUCCCCAGGCGCCGUCCGAUAGGUGAGGGCGGCGAGGGCUGCGCUGUCAUUGGCUGUCUGCUGGUGAGAGUGCGAUGCGGAUUGGAGCAUGUCGGGGGACUGGGAUGAAGACCUGUGUAAGAAGGCGCUAAUGUUGGUGGAGGAGCUGUGCUUCAACUCCCCGAGGAGUUACAGUCAGAGCGAGCGCUGCCAGGAGUUCAGCUACCUGAUGAGGGGCCGAAUCAGCCAGAUGGACUCUGAGAUCUCUGUCAGCCUGCUGUCAGUCAUCGUGACGUUCUGCGGCAUCGUCCUCCUCUCCGUCUCCCUCUUCGUCUCCUGGAAGCUCUGCUGGCUGCCAUGGCGGGACAAGGAGGGUGGAGGUCUGAGCCUGGCAUCGGCGUUGCUGCCCGGGAGCGCUGGUGUCGGAAACCUCGGAGGUGCUGCGGGGUCGUCACUCUUACCCCCGCUGCUACAGAGGAAAGAGGGCCAGUCCUCUUCCUCACUCUACCCCUCCCUGGGCCAGCAGGGCCAGCACCACCCGCAUUUCUCCGACCUGGUGGGGCUGGAGAGGGGGGAAGUUGGAGGGGUGGUUGGGGGACCGAAUGAGACCCAGGAGCCCUCCUACCUGGACAUGGACUCCUACCCCAACAAUGCCGGGACUCUGAAGCUGAGUCAGACGUCUCCAGACGUGCCCAACUCGGAGGGCGGAGCCCAUCCGCACAAAGAUCUGCCCAAUGCUCACUCCCAGCAGCAGGUUACCCCGAGGCCAAAGCCUAUGACGCACCAGCUCUCCAGCCCGGACUUUCACGGCGAGGAGAAGGAGCAGGUCACCUGCAUUGGGCAGAUCAAGCCGGAGCUCUACAGACCCAAAGGCGACCAGGGAGACGGCAAACAGGGAGACACGUGUGGCAAGAUCAGCUUCCUCCUGCGCUACGCCUUCAACACGGAGCAGCUGGUGGUGAAAAUACUCAAAGCUUUGGACCUGCCGGCGAAGGAUGCCAACGGCUUCUCUGACCCAUACGUGAAGAUUUACCUACUGCCAGACAGGAAGAAGAAAUUCCAGACAAAGGUCCACAGAAAGACCUUAAAUCCAGUGUUCAACGAAACGUUCCAGUUUGGCGUGCCGCUGAACGAGCUACAUUCCAGGAAGUUGCAUUUUUCCGUGUAUGACUUCGACCGAUUCUCCAGGCACGACUUGAUAGGCCAAGUCGUGGUGGACAACCUGCUGGACUUCAGCGAGGGCAGCGGGGACAAACCCAUCUGGAGAGACAUCGUGGAGGGCACAGCAGAAAAGGCCGACCUCGGGGAGCUUAAUUUCUCGCUGUGUUACCUGCCCACUGCAGGCAGGCUCACGGCAACAAUCAUUAAGGCCACCAACCUCAAAGCCAUGGACUUGACCGGUUUCUCAGACCCGUAUGUGAAAGCCUCUCUGAUAAGCGAGGGGCGAAGGCUAAAGAAGAGGAAGACCUCCAUUAAGAAGAACACGCUGAAUCCCACGUACAACGAGGCGCUGGUGUUUGACAUUCCCAACGAAAACAUAGAAAGUGUAUCCAUCAUCAUCGCAGUGAUGGAUUAUGACUGCAUCGGUCACAACGAGGUGAUAGGGAUGUGUCGCGUGGGCAGCGAGGCCGAAGGCCCCGGGAGGGAGCACUGGACGGCCAUGCUGGCCAAUCCACGCAAGCCCAUCGAGCACUGGCAUCAGCUCGUGGAGGAAAAAGCUAUCGGUACGUUUGUGUCAAAGAGCGCCACGACGCCCUCCCCAAAGCCGCACAUCGUGGUGGACAGUCCCCACUCUGACUGAAACCCGUCAUUAUCAUCUCAACAGCUCCAGACUUUCUUUUUUUCCUCUCAUCUGUGAAUAAUUCUCUCCAUCAAAGACAGAGAGACGCGGAGACGCUGCUAGUGUCCAACUGCUAGUGCUGUUUUGCUCCCGCUAAUGAAUACUCCAACAACUCCUGUGCAGUCCUUACUGAGACAGAAAGGGGCCGAAAAAAUACCCUCAUCCAAUCACGAGCUACACUCUGAGCGUCGGACCACACCUAGCAACCGUGCGAACGUGAAACAACGCCGUAGAACUGAUACCAGGUGUAAAUUAGGGGGUUUAGCAAGGAGAUGCACACACUCUUCUUACACACACAUAAAAGUUUGUAGUAUGUGCGUAGUUCAUGUGCUCUUCAGGUUAGUGUAGUAUCUCAUCUAGAAGGAGUGUGAUGUGAAAAACCUUUCUCUCUUGAAUAAAAAUAAACAUUAAAAAAAAAGGAAGCCAUCACGGGAUGGCCAUUUAAACCAGGACCAAAGGUUCAUGCCCUUGUACAGACUCUAAAGAAGAGUUUUUUCUUUGCAACAUUGGUGUAUAGUAUAUGCCAUACUGUAUAGGAAAAACAUCUCAUGUAGUAUCCAGCAGGACGAACUAUCCGUGGUGGAUCCUCCAGGCCAUUUUGGGCGCCUUCUCCAGGGUUUUUACCCUCUGGUUUCAGAGUUAACUCGCUUAUUUUCCCCAGAGGAAAAUCUAUGAAGCGUCCAGUGGUCUUUAUUGAUGUCAGAAAAGUGAAAAAUAAGGACACACUCAUUGGCCGAAGCAUGUUACACACUUUUUGAAAUGUGUUCCUCUUCCUCAUGCUCAUCCUCAUCGGUGUGUUUUUUUUUUUUAAAAACGAUUCGGCUUCGUCAUUCGCGUGAGUUAAACGCUCACACGUCCAUCAGGAAUGGAGUCGAUUCAGGCCAUUUUUACCGUCCACCGAGGACAGGAUGGAGCGAGCUAGUGGGAGACAUGGACCUUAAGGUCAUUUUUGGCCAUCAGGCCUGAGCUGGCUGACUUUUUCCUGAAGCAGGACCCGACAAGUUUGGGACUGGACCAGCAUCUGUUCAGAGGACUUUAUCCCGCAGGGAAGGAUAUCACCACUCUCUUAUUUUUGUAUCAUUCCAGGACAUGAAAAGAAAAAAGAAAAAAAGAAAUCAUCGCACCUCAGCUGAUCAUUUUUUUUUGAGGACUCACACGUCCGUGUUGCUUUUAUUAGUGAGUGUUUCUGUGUUUUCGUGGGUGUGUUUGUUUUGUAUUUGUGCGUGUGCGUGUGUGUGUGUGUGUGUGCGAAUGUC
Molecule: messenger RNA, 3356 nt
Organism: Menidia menidia (Atlantic silverside)
Lineage: Eukaryota; Metazoa; Chordata; Actinopteri; Atheriniformes; Atherinopsidae
Source: the annotation of a GenBank genome assembly